Racocetra persica is the source of this 266-nucleotide messenger RNA. The record is from the annotation of a GenBank genome assembly. NCBI's taxonomy places the organism in Eukaryota, Fungi, Glomeromycota, Glomeromycetes, Diversisporales, Gigasporaceae.
AUGGCCGAAUUAUGGUGCAACGCCUAUAGUACCGAUUCGACACUUAUCGAGACUGGUGAUGAUAUAAGUACUUCUAACCAAGAAACAAAAGGAUCAAAUUGGACCGCUUAUGUUAACGUUGUGUGUCUGAUAGCAGGAUCGGGCACGCUCGGUAUUCCAUACGCGAUUCAACAAGGUGGUUGGAUUUCCCUGCCAGUCAUGUUUCUUUCCGCUACAAUAUGUACUUACGCAAACAUAAAAUUAAUCGAAUGUUUAUAUCAUGAUGG